Molecule: messenger RNA, 3805 nt
Organism: Olea europaea var. sylvestris
Lineage: Eukaryota; Viridiplantae; Streptophyta; Magnoliopsida; Lamiales; Oleaceae
Exons: 3
Coding region: 392-3448 (1018 amino acids)
Source: RefSeq, a predicted model, not a curated record
UUCAAAGAAAAAUAUUGAAAAUAAUAAAAUUUCAGACUAGUCAAAAAGGAAAACUCAGCGACGGGAAGAAGAAACGUUCAAGACUUCCAAAAGACAGAGUCAGGGGUCUCUGGUAAAGAGAGAAAGCGAGAAAAUUCGAAAUUUUUUCUUAAUUGUUGUAAUUUUUUGGGUUUAAAUUAAGAGCUGGAGCUUGGAUUCAAGGUUGUUUUCCGAAUUUUAGAAAGAGGGUUCAAAUUGAGUCCCUUUUGGUUAUUCAUCUUGGAACAAUACAUUUUUAUAUGGUUCCCUGCUCAUUGGAUAUUGGUCAACAAGUAUCAUGUUUUGCAGUGGAUUCCCAAGUGAGAUGCAGGGAAAUGAAAUAGCUUGCUGGACUUCUAAGUCUUGAGAAAUUAUGUCACCUGGCGAUUUCUUCACCUUGACUGAGAUGAAUGAUGGGCUUACAACCCCUUCUCGAGUCAGGGAACUUGUGGCUGUCAUGCAGAAAGAUAGAGAUUGUAUAAUGAAUGUUGAUGAUGCAACAAAGCAGUGGUCUGCAGUUGCAAGAACUUUAGCUGCCACUGAGAACAAGGACUGUCUCGAUCUUUUUGUUCAGUUAGAUGGGCUCCAGUUUAUUGAUAUAUGGUUGAAGGAUGCCCAGAAGUUCAGCAGUGAAUCAGGUGAGAGCUUUAUGGAAGAGUCAAUUUCUCAUUUACUGCGAGCACUUGAAAAGCUGCAUGUAGAUAAUGAGAAAUUGGUUUCUUCAAAAAUCUGUACUACUGUGAAGGAUCUUCUUGGCCAUAAUAGUUCCAAGGUACUGGAUAGAGCUCGAGCUCUGUUGGAUAGCUGGGAAAAAGAUAGAGUUAGCAAUGCAUCUUCUGUGACUACUGAAAGAAUUGGGCCUUCGGCAGAUAAUGACACGCGACUAGCCGAUAUUGAGAAAGAUAGUAGACACUCAGAAUCUUCUUUUGGAGGUGCUCUUAUUCCAAGAGAUAAUGCUGGUGAAGAAAAGUGUCAGCAAUCAACCAAAAAUCACCCAAUGCCACCUACAAGUUUAAAUGCUCUUGAACCUGACCAUGUUGAAAGUGCACAAACUUUUGACAGAAUUUUGGACCACCCAGUUGUGAAUGAUAGAACUUCAGAUCUUGUCGACUUUCCUUCUUCCUCGAAGUCUGCUAAUGAAAAUGGCUUCAUUAAGGUGGAGCCUCUUGCAUGUCAUCCUGUAGGUACUGCCUCAGUUGAUUCAUGCAGUCCAGCGGUUGCAAGACAAGGUUUUCAUGAUGAGGAGACAGAUUUGAAUGAGUUGGAGUCGGCUCAUGAUAUAAUGCAGACUAAACAGAAUGAAAGUUCUCCCGAGAAAGUUUGCUUAUCUGAUGAAUUUAAGCUGUUAGGAGAUCAACCUUUUUCUUCAACUUCUGAAGCUGCAGAUGCGUCAAGUUCUGCAAUAGAGUCUAGCUUACUGAAACUGUCAGGUUCUAUGGAGAAAGUUUCUUGCCAGAAAAGUUCAUCUUCUGUUGAUGUGAGGCCAACUGACUCUGAAGGAAAGGAUGCAGUUGAUGAUGGUGAGUGUUCACUUCAAUGCAGAAGCCCAAGUGCACAAAGAACUGAAGAGAAUGCUGAAAUUGACACUGUAUUACAGAACUCGUCCACCAGUGAGCAAAGCUGGGAAAAUUCCAAGAAUUCAAGUGCAUUUUCGUUGAAGAUUGAAGAUGAGGGAGGGAUUAACAAGAUUGACCAGCUUGAUAUUGAUGGAAGUGACGAUGCUCGGGCAAAGGAUUAUGAUUUUGGGAAAAACAUUGGUCGUCGAGAACCUGAUAUGACCAACAAGAAAUCUAUUGUUGAAUCAGACUAUGAGAUUCUAGAUCCAUUAGAAGUUGCUCGGCAAGUGGCCAUAGAAGUGGAGAGAGAACUUGUAGAUUAUAGAGAACAAAGUUGCAGUUCUUCUGAGAAAGCACCAGAAGGUAAAUUGCAGGUGCCAGAUAGACCUGACUUCUUAAGCAAAAAAGGAUCCCAUGCCAGCAAAGGCUCACCUGAGGUGGCCCACUACCCAGAUCUGUCUACUGAAGCUUCGCUGAUGCUGGAGGAGUCUGCAACUAGUAGUGAAAACCUUGAUGCUGAGCCAAUAAAUGAUGCACAAGAUGUUGAAACAUCUCAGGUCACUGAGGUUGCUCAAGAAGAAGCCAAUAUGGCAAGAGGCCUAUGCAAUAUCGAUCUGAAUCAAGUUCAUUCAGAAGAUACGGAUCCCCCUGUGAAUCAAAUUUCUACUGCUGUCUCUAUUUUUUCUGCUUCAAGGGCGACAGCGGCUCCUGGAUUGCCUGUUGCUCCAUUUCAAUUUGAGGGGAAAUUUGGAUGGAGAGGUUCAGCUACAACCAGGGUUUUCCGUCCAGCAUCACCUCGCCGGAUGCCUGAAGGUGAUAAGGAUCUUUCCACGGGGGAAAGCAGUAGCAGUUCAAAGCAGCGACAUGGAUGUCUUGACAUUGAUCUGAAUAUAGCUGAGAGUGAAGAUGGUAGAAUAGGAGACCUACCAGAUAAACAGGUUCCAGUAUCCUCCACACUUCUUUCUGUUGAAUCUUCAGUGGAGGCAAACUCAAGAUCAGAACGUCUUGAGUUGGAUCUUAAUAGAGCAAGUGAUGAUGGUGAUGUUCCAUCAGAUUGGAAGAUCAACGGACAGAUCUUUCCCAAGAGAAAUGGCAAUCAGAGUCAGACUCUUUCUCCUUCAUCGUCAUUGAAGCAAUCUUCUUUGAGGAAUAUUGAUCUUAAUGACCAACCGUCUUUUCUCAAUGAUUAUUCAGAUCAUUCCCAUUUAACUAAGUCACCUCAAAAUUUAAAUGCUUCUGGAGAUUUAAAGUCAGACGAGUCUGUAAUAUCUAUUAUGGGCACAAGAGUGGUGGUCAAGCGUAGAGAUUUCGUUCCUCAUACUCUACCCUUGCCAAAUGGCAGAACUCCAGAGCUUGAAUUUGAUGUUAACUUGGCGAGAACCAGUAGUUUUCUUGGGAUGGGAUCUGCACCUCCAUAUGCCCCUUCUACCUUAUACAAGUACAAUGGCAUUUCACCAAGUAAUGCUAUGCCUUUCCCCACAUUGUAUGGGACUGCUGGCCCCAUUCCUUACAUGGUGGAUUCUAGAGGAACACCUGUUGUUCCUCAGAUUGUGGGCUCUGCAUCAGCUCUACCGCCUGCAUUUUCUCAGCCACCAUUCCUCAUAAGUAUGACUUCCUCAACUCUUUCAAAUGGGGUCUUGCCGUCGCAGGGCAGUUUUGAUCUUGACUCCAGGCUGCUGUUGGAAGGUGGAAGUAGGGGCCCUACAGGCUUGGGACUCUUGUCCAAUUCAGCUUCAUUCAGAUCAACUGACGAGCAGUUGAGGUACUAUCCCCAACCUUCCAUCAGUUCAGUUGGUGAGAAACGAAAAGAACCAGAUGUUGGGUGGGAAUAUUACCCAUUCAAACAUUACACACCACCAUGGAAACAGCGGUAAUUUAGACGGGCUUCCUUUCUUGUUCAUGAGAUUCGCAGCAAUUAGAACAGGGUAAUGGUUUUACAGCUAUAUUUAACCCAAGUUGGAGAGAGGUUUACAGAAUCUGAAUAAUGAUAGGAAUUGUGGGUGUGAUUAGAUUCUUUACAUUAUUUAUGCAGAGAAGAAUAUAAUCCUAGGUUUUAUUGCUUUCAAGUGUGUCUAAUUUCUUUGGUCCUUGGUCCUUAUGUUGUAGAAGGCACUUCACAAUCACAGGAAACUUAUAUGUGAUCUUUAUAUAUAUAAGUGCAAUUUACGGUACUUACUUAUAUGUGAUCUAUGUAUUGAAUUCAUACAGAUGUAGAAAAUUGUGGAACUGCA